This is a messenger RNA of Lampris incognitus (smalleye Pacific opah), 3807 nucleotides long. RefSeq names its product collagen, type XXVIII, alpha 2a (gene col28a2a). The record is from RefSeq and is a predicted model, not a curated record. The transcript has 34 exons. Gene Ontology annotation, molecular function: serine-type endopeptidase inhibitor activity. NCBI's taxonomy places the organism in Eukaryota, Metazoa, Chordata, Actinopteri, Lampriformes, Lampridae. The coding region runs from base 1 to 3807 and encodes 1268 amino acids.
AUGCUGCUGUUUGCAGCACUGACUGGCGUCUGUGCCCACGAAUACUACGAGGAGAGGAAAGUGAACAAGAAAUCAAGGGUCAAACCACUCACGCAGCCGGUGGCAGCAAAUAUUUACGACGGCCAAGCCAGGCUGGGUGAGACCUGUAACCUGGAGCUCUACUUCCUGCUGGACAGCUCUGAGAGUGCCAAGGACUACCAUGAGCAGGAGAAGAAGUUUGCUAUAAACGUGGCGGAUGGGCUGCAAAGUGUGCGGCUGCAGGCUGGCCGUCGCCUGACCUGGAAGAUAGCUGCGCUCCAGUUCAGUAGUAAUGUUACACAAGUGCAGACGUUCAGUCAGUGGGACGGCCCAGAUAAAUUCAAGGCCCAUAUGGCUACUAUCGACAACAUCGGCCACGGUACCUACAUCACCUACGCGAUCACCAACAUGACCAAGAUCUACCGGGAGGAAUCCAAGUCCAGGAGCAUCAAAGUAGCGAUACUGGUCACAGAUGGUGUAUCCCACCCCAGCAACCCAGAUCUCUCCUCGGCUGUUGCUGAUGCGAAUAAACAGAGUGUCAGAUUCAUCACUGUGGGCAUCACGCGGGCAGCCAACGAGUCGGCCAACAUGGCCGAGCUCCGUCAGUGGGCCAGCCCCGCUUCCCGCUACUACCAUAAUUUGCAGGACGUGGACAUUCAGGGGAAAGUCGUGAAUGAAAUUGUGAGUAUGUCUGAUCUGUCUUGCCACGUGGCCCAGAUAUGUGCCUGCGAGAAGGGCGAGAAGGGACAGAGUGGCCUGAUGGGGAAGAAGGGUCGACCCGGAGAUGUUGGAGCCCCUGGACUUAAAGGCCAGAAGGGUGAAGCGGGGCUGAGCGGGCUACCAGGGCAAAGGGGCGUGGAGGGGAAACCAGGUUACAAUGGACUGAAGGGCGAGAGGGGAGAGUGUGGCAUCCCAGGAGUAAAAGGAGACAGGGGUCCUGAGGGUCCUGUCGGCACAAGGGGACCUAGAGGUUUUCAGGGGUUACCCGGACGGGAGGGAGACGUUGGACCAGAGGGCCCUCAGGGAAAGCAGGGGGAACGCGGCCCACCAGGCCCGCCAGGAAUUCAGGGGGAAACUGGUAUUGGACUCCCUGGAUCGAAGGGUGACAUGGGAUUCCAGGGCCCACCGGGGCCUUCUGGUCUACCUGGGAUUGGUGAACCUGGCCUUCCUGGGCCUCAAGGGCUACAAGGUGUUCAGGGGGAGAAAGGACCUCAAGGCGAGGGCUUUCCAGGACCAAAGGGGGACCAGGGGCUCCUCGGGCCAAUGGGGCCAAAGGGACAGACGGGUGCAGGAAUCAAAGGAGAAAAGGGUGAACUUGGGCCCAUGGGUCUUCCAGGACCAACUGGACCAACAGGAGUGGGCAUACAGGGAGAGAAGGGCGUUGAAGGCUCAAGGGGUCUACCAGGAGUGAGAGGACUUCCAGGCACAGGCUCACCUGGACCUAAGGGAGACCAAGGUUUGCCAGGUGAACAAGGAGUUUCAGGAGAAAGAGGCAUCGGUGAACCUGGUCAAAAGGGGGAGCCUGGGGCAUCUGGUUUAGCUGGGUUGCCAGGUCUUUCGGGAGAAGAUGGAGCUCCUGGACAGAAGGGUGAAUCAGGUUUACCUGGCCCAAGAGGUCCUGAGGGACCAGCAGGAAUUGGCACUCCAGGAGAAAAGGGCGACCAGGGUCAGACAGGUAUUCGUGGGUUACAUGGACCUUCUGGCAUCCCUGGACCAUCAGGACCAAAGGGGGAACCUGGCUCACAGGGUCGGCUGGGCAUGCCAGGGCUGCCGGGACGGGCCAUAGCAGGUCCCAAGGGUGAUUCAGGACCCCCUGGCCCUUCAGGGCCUAUCGGGGAACCAGGCCUCGGGCAUCCUGGCCCAAAGGGCGAUCGUGGUCAUCCUGGUCUACCAGGUCCAGUUGGUCCAACUGGUGAAGGUUUCCCAGGACCUGUGGGUCCUCCAGGUAUUCCCGGUUUACCAGGCGAGCCAGGCAUUGACGGGAGAGAGAUUCCCGGUCCAAAGGGUGACAUUGGUUUCAGAGGAUUGCCAGGUUUGCCUGGCCCAACUGGAGAGGGAUUACAAGGACCACCGGGUAACAUUGGAAGGCCAGGACCGCCCGGUAUAGCUGGACCUCCUGGUGAAGGUAUUCCAGGCCCAAAGGGUGAGCCAGGGUCUCAGGGUGUGAUUGGGCCCAGAGGACUACAAGGAGAAGGAUAUCCUGGCCCUAAAGGUGACCGUGGCUUGCAGGGCGAGAGGGGUUUGAAGGGAAUUAAAGGAGAAGCAGGAGAUCCUGGAGUUCCUGGAGAACCAGGGAGGCCAGGAGCAAAAGGGGAACCAGGUCUCACAAGAGAGGAUAUCAUUAAGCUGAUCAAAGAAAUCUGUGGGUGUGGUACCAAAUGUAAAGAAAGGCCAAUGGAGCUUGUGUUCAUCAUUGACAGCUCAGAGAGCGUCGGCCCUGAGAACUUCGAGAAAAUCAAGAACUUUGUCAGUGGGCUGGUUGACCGGACCACAGUUGGACAUAAUGCCACCAGAAUUGGGCUGGUGCUCUACAGCUUGAAUGCCCACCUGGAGCUCAACUUGACCUCGGGCAUGAGCAACCAGGACAUCAAGCAAGCGAUCAGGAAAAUGCGCUAUGUGGGCGAGGGCACCUACACUGGCACCGCCAUCAGAAAGGCCACCAAGGAUGCAUUCUCCCGCAAUGCCAUCAGAAAAGUGGCCAUCGUCAUCACAGAUGGACAGACAAACACGAAAGACCCUGUAAGACUUGACAUGGCGGUGGAGGAGGCUCAUGCUGCCAACAUUGAGAUGUACGCCGUAGGGAUCAUCACUGUCUCUGAUCCGAAACGGGAUAACUUCACUAAAGAGCUCAAUCUGAUUGCCUCUGCUCCUGACAAAGAACACGUGUACCUUAUUAAUGACGUCGAUACUCUACCAGCACUGGAGUCCAAACUUGUAAGCCAGAUCUGCAAAGAUGAAAAUGGUGCCCUUAUCUACAAUCACAUUACAAAUGGCUAUGGGAACGGCAACGAUGGACAUGAUAACAAUGGAUAUAGAGAGGACAGGAAUGGAUACGGACUCGGGAAUAAUGGCUAUGGCAAUAAUGGCUUUGGUAAUAAUGGCUUUGGCAAUAAUGACCAUAUAAAAAAUGAACAUGAUAGCGAUGGUAAUGUGACCCUUCAAGGGCAGAUCCAAAAUCAGAGACACACCAACAGCCAGGGCCACAACCAAGGGCAUGGAGACAACUUUGAACUGCCCAUCAAUGCUGGUCCCCUCCCAGUCCAGGUGGAAGAAGAUGAUGAAGGUGAAGAUUUAGACUUGAGGGGACAUGUGCGAGGAAGCAACACUCUGGCUGUAAUUAAUAAGACAGUUGUAUUGCCUGUUAGAGAUGCCGCCCAAUCCAAUGAGGCAGUGCUGACAUCUUCAUCAUCUUCAUUCUCAUCUGCAGUUGUUUCAUCAGCAUCAGUUUCAGGUUCACCUUUGACCUCCCAAGAGUUGCAGCCUGCGGUGGCUCCUGUUGUCACUGAAGAGUCUGCUCUUCUUGACCCCCGCUGUAAUCUCAUCCUGGAACAAGGUUCCUGCAGAGAUUAUUCCAUCUACUGGUACUACGACAAACAGGCCAAUGCCUGUGCACAGUUCUGGUAUGGAGGCUGUGGUGGAAAUGACAACCGUUAUAAGACAGAGGAUGAAUGCAAGAAGACAUGUGUUCGACAUGGAACAGGGUCUGACUUUGCUGUAAAAUAUGUGACUACUUCAGAAAAGCUGUUGGCAUUUCAGCUUUACAUACAGAGUAUUCUUCUGCCUUUCUGA